CUAAAAAAGAGUCGUUUUACUGAUCCAACAUAAAACUUUGCUUUUUUACUCUUUGCUUCUCUUUAUAUGAAAACAAUCUCAUUCAAAUUCUCCCCUUUAUACCCUUUUCUUUUCCCUCCUCUUCUUUUCUGCAUGUUCCCAUUCCUUUCCUACCUUCCACAGCUUGAAUUUCAACACUAAAAAGUAAAAUUAACCAAAACCCAUUUCACUCAUAUUCUCUCUAAAAAUGAAGUUUACUCCUUCUUCCUCUGUUUCAUCUUCUUCAGCUUCAUCAACUACUUCUUCUUCUUCUUCUUUUAGGGAAAAUUUCUGCACUGGUAAAGGUAAUACAUUGGGAUGUUUUGUAGGUGUUUUGAGCAGAAUUCUAUGUUCUAAAAGUUUUCCAACUCACCCUUCUGUUGAUCCAAUUGAAAGGCACAAGAAUCAAGAUUUGUCAAAAAUAGAAAAUUUUGUACUUGAUGGUUCUACAACACCUAAUGUAGUAGCUAAAUUAAUGGGGUUAGAUUCAAUGCCAGAGUUCAAUUCAAAUUCCAUUGUAAAGAGUAAAUCAUUUGUUUCAGAAGAUUUCAGAGAAAAAACAGAGGAAAUGCAGCAUAGAAGAGUCAAAGCUUCAGUUUCAUUUAGGGAAACUCCAGAUUAUUUUGAGCUACAAGAUGAUGAUUUCUUUAUUUUAAGCUUUGAAAAUAAGAAAAAAGGAUCAAAUAUGGAGAAUUCUGAGAUGGGUAGUCAAGGGAACAAUAAACAUAGAAGGAGGAGAAAAGAUAAAUGUGGUAGAAAAUGGAGGAAAAACAGAAAAGAACAGAGUAAAGAUAGAGUAUUUUCAGAUGAAGAUAGGUUAAGUUUGAAGAUUUUUCCACCAAAAAUUGAUUGUUUUUUUGAUGUUCACAAGCAAAGUUACCAUCUUUCUCCCUUAAAAGAGAAGAUUAGUUGCAAUAAAGAGGAAUUAGAAGGAAAUAAAGCAAGGAAAAAGGAUAAGAAUGAGAAUUGUUCGGGAGAAAGUAAAGAUGAAGCUGAGUGUGAUUCAGAAAAUUUAAGUCCAGUUUCUGUUCUUGAUCAUAAUUCUGAAUUUAUCAGUGAUCCUGAAGUUACAACAUCAGAAGAAGAAGCAAGAUUGAGAAGGUCAGAAUGUGACAGCAUAAAUUACAGUCCAUCUCAAAGUAAUGAGAAUGAGAAUGAUGGAAGGGAGACAAACAAUAGAAAUAAAGAGAAAGAUGUUGGGUUCAAAAGAAGAGAUUACAAAAAGCAUGAAAAUGUUGAGAUGUUGAGGAGAAUAUGCAAAUUGGCCGAGAAUGAGGUCAAUAAUUCAAAUUGGAAGUACAGGAGAAUGUUGAGUGGUCAUGAGUUGGAAGAUACUGCUAAAUAUUUUGGUCAAAGGAUUUUUGACCAAUUACUUAAUGAGUUGUUAGAUCAACUUGUAGGAUUUCAAUAUCACCAAAUUUGAUUUUUUUUAUGUCUAUUUUUUUUUAGAAAUUUUAGUGUUAUCAUAAUUAUUUUGCUAUAUUUUUUUUAUAUAAAAAUUUUAUGUUGUAGAAAAAAAAAUAUAUAACAAGUUAAUCGAAACAAAUAGUAAACUGUAUUGAAACAAAAAAAAAAUGUAUUACUUGAUAGACUCAUAAGAGUAUUUGAAUUCUGACUCCUAGCUUUAGAGUUCAUGGGUGAGAAGCAUACUAAUGUUUUUCCACAUUGUUCUUUUGUAUUGUAUAAGUAUAUAGUAUACUGCAUAAUUAUUU
Molecule: messenger RNA, 1730 nt
Organism: Amaranthus tricolor (Joseph's coat)
Lineage: Eukaryota; Viridiplantae; Streptophyta; Magnoliopsida; Caryophyllales; Amaranthaceae
Exons: 2
Coding region: 227-1441 (404 amino acids)
Source: RefSeq, a predicted model, not a curated record